CUGAGUAAGCAAGAACAUAAUACAAAAAAUAUAAAAGAAAAGAAAAAUGAGAGAAGGAUCUCAUGUUAUCGUCUUGCCUUUUCCGGGACAAGGCCACAUAACUCCAUUGUCUCAGUUCUGCAAACGCUUAGCCUCCAAAGGUCUUAAGCCCACUCUUAUCCUCGUCUCCGACAAACCCUCUCCGCCAUACAAAACAGAGAAGGAUUCAAUCACUGUCUUCCCCAUCUCCAACGGCUUCCAAGAAGGCGAGGACCCAUUACAAGACCUAGAUGAUUACAUGGACAGAGUAGAAACAAGCAUCAAGAAACGCUUACCGGAGUUGAUACAAGACAUGAAGCUGUCAGGAAACCCUCCUAAGGCUCUCGUGUACGACUCCACCAUGCCGUGGCUUCUUGAUGUAGCUCACGCUCAUGGUUUGAGCGGUGCCGCGUUCUUCACGCAACCUUGGCUUGUCUCGGCUAUUUACUACCAUGUUUUCAAGGGCUCCUUCUUUGUGCCGUCUACAAAGUAUGGUCACUCGACGUUAGCAUCUUUCCCUUCGUUUCCUAUAUUGAAUGCGAAUGACUUGCCGUCUUUCCUCUGCGAGUCUUCCUCUUACCCCAAUAUACUAAGGAUUGUGGUUGAUCAGCUCUCAAACAUUGAUCGUGUGGACAUAGUGUUGUGCAACACUUUCGAUAAAUUGGAAGAAAAGUUAUUGAAAUGGGUCAAAAGCAUGUGGCCAGUCUUGAACAUAGGACCAACGCUUCCAUCGAUGUACUUAGACAAGCGACUGUCUGAAGACAAGAACUACGGAUUCAGCCUUUUCACUGCAAAAUCGACUGAAUGCAUCGAGUGGCUAAACUCAAAGCAGCCUAGUUCAGUUGUUUAUGUGUCAUUUGGAAGCUUGGUGAUUCUAAAUGAAGAUCAAAUGAUGGAGCUAGCAACCGGUUUGAAACAGAGCGGAUGUUUCUUCUUGUGGGUUGUGAGAGAAACAGAAACAAACAAGAUUCCAAAAAACUAUGUAGAUGAAACCGGUGAGAAGGGACUCAUUGUGAGCUGGAGUCCUCAGCUUGAAGUUCUUGCGCAUAAAUCUGUUGGUUGUUUCUUGACACAUUGUGGAUGGAACUCGACUUUAGAAGGAUUAAGUUUGGGAGUUCCAAUGAUUGGUAUGCCUCAUUGGACAGAUCAACCUACAAAUGCUAAGUUCGUGGAGGAUGUGUGGAAGGUUGGGGUUAGGGUUAAAGCAGAAGCUGAUGGGUUUGUGAGAAGAGAGGAGAUAGUGAGAUGUGUGGGAGAAGUUAUGGAAGGAGAGAAAGGGAAAGAGAUUAGAAAGAAUGCUGAGAAGUGGAAAGUGUUGGCUCGAGAAGCUGUUUCUGAAGGAGGUAGCUCUGAUAAGAGCAUUGAUGAGUUUGUUUCUAUGGUCUGUUGAAUGAUUUAAAAUUGAGAUGUUAGAAAGUAAUUGUCUAUUGCAAAUUCACUGGUUUUUUUGUCAAGUCUUUUUUCUCUAUUAGUUGUUGUUUUUGUUUUGUUGUUUUGAUAAUUUACUUUGUUGUCGUUGUAAUAAGGAUGGUUUUUCUCAAGUUUCAAGUGAAAUAUAUGCAUGGGGAAUUACUAUUGUUUUGAUA
Molecule: messenger RNA, 1604 nt
Organism: Raphanus sativus (radish)
Lineage: Eukaryota; Viridiplantae; Streptophyta; Magnoliopsida; Brassicales; Brassicaceae
Product: UDP-glycosyltransferase 74E2
Exons: 2
Coding region: 47-1408 (453 amino acids)
Molecular function (GO): UDP-glycosyltransferase activity
Source: RefSeq, a predicted model, not a curated record